AUGGAUCCAAACAUCCAGGGAUCCUUCCUGUUCAACAACAGCCUGAACCAGUUCCCCUCGGAUCUAAAGACGCCGGUUUGCCAGUACUCAGUGCCCAACUCUUUCUACAAGCUCAACCCUUGCCUGAACAGCCAGCUGCAAGCAGGGACACCCCACGGCAUCAGUGACAUCCUGAGUCGCUCCAUGAUGGGCACCACGGGCACCACCACCCUGCUGUCUGGAUACUCGACCAUGGGGGGGUUCAGCCCCUCCGUCUCCAACGCGUCCAUGUACUAUAACCGAGACUACAACUCGUCACUGGGCAGCUUCACCAAGCCGGGCGCCGAGUGCCCGAUGAAGGCUCGCAAUGUGAGCUGCUGGGCCGAGAACGGCUGUGACUGGAGAGGAGGGAGGCAGCAGUGCACCAACAGCGGUGCUCCUCUCGGGGAGAUGUCCGGCAGGAAGAAACACACCAGGCCGACAUUCAGUGGACAUCAGAUAUUUGCUCUGGAGAAAACCUUCGAACAGACCAAAUACCUGGCCGGGCCUGAGAGAGCGAGGCUGGCUUAUUCUCUGGGAAUGACCGAAUCACAAGUUAAGGUGUGGUUUCAGAACCGACGCACCAAGUGGAGGAAGAAGAGCUCCACGGAGCCGAGCUCCACGCAGAGCGGCCUGCACGCCGGCCAGGGCGAGGCCUCGGAGAACGAGGUGGAGGACGAGGAGUACAACAAGCCCCUGGACCCCGACUCCGACGACGACAAGAUCCGCCUGCUGCUGCGCAAACACCGCAGAGCUUUCUCCGUGCUGCGCCUCGGGCCGCACCACGUCUGA
Molecule: messenger RNA, 810 nt
Organism: Hippoglossus stenolepis (Pacific halibut)
Lineage: Eukaryota; Metazoa; Chordata; Actinopteri; Pleuronectiformes; Pleuronectidae
Gene: nkx6-3
Product: NK6 homeobox 3
Exons: 3
Coding region: 1-810 (269 amino acids)
Biological process (GO): cell differentiation; regulation of transcription by RNA polymerase II
Cellular component (GO): nucleus
Molecular function (GO): RNA polymerase II cis-regulatory region sequence-specific DNA binding; DNA-binding transcription factor activity, RNA polymerase II-specific
Source: RefSeq, a predicted model, not a curated record